AAUUGUCUGUUGUAAAUAACCUCUUAAAGGGUAAAAUGUAUCUUAAUACAGAAGGGAAUUUGUAUAUUUUAGAUGCUUAGAUCGCUUGCAAAUUAUUCCAUUCCUUCUAAUCACAUACUUGGAAUUAUUGAUCAUAUCAAUGAUAGGAGGUCAUAAACUUGUAUUAUUGCAACAGCAUAUCACAUUGCAGGAUGUUUUUUUUUUCCAAGCUUUCAUAUGGUAGCAUAUAUAAGCUACAUAAGUACAGCUUCAGCCUUUUAGGAAAUGUCUGUUUUUGUUGGAGGCAAAAUAUAAACUUAACUUUUACGUAUGUUAAUGUAAAUAGGGAUUUGCGAGCCACUUCACAAGACAGGCUAGAGUUUGCUUUGUAACCGCAGCCAAUCAGCUGGGUGAACGUAACCGUACCUAAUUAAUAUGAAUGAGCCAUCCAUGUGGGUGUUACCAAAAAGAUACAGGUGCUGGUGUUUGAUGUGCGGUCGUGAGACUCUACCAUCCAUACAGCUGGCAGCUAAUGAUAGAAGUUAGAAAUACAAACAUUUUGAUUUUCUCGGAGUUUCUUCUCCCUCAAUGGGUGACAGUAUAAAGGAAACAUAUGGAUAAAAUUACAUUCUUAGACAUUGUCCACCGAUGGAGCCCAGAGUUUGUUAAAGGUUGUCUUUCGACAUAUGAAGAACAUAUUUGCAUCUCGGCUGCUCUUUACGUCUUGUCUGCUUUUAUAUUACUGGUUUCCUGUUCACUUCUUCUUUAUCACAGAUGUAAAACGCGAAGCAACAGUUGGGGCGAUGAAGCAGUCUGCGCCUUGUAUUGUUUCGUGGGCAACUUGUGCGGCGCAGUGGGCGCUUUCCUUUCCAAACAGUUUGAUUUUCUGAUUUCUAUGGCUUCAUAUAUGGCAAUUUUGGAUGUUGUUCAUUUCCUGUCAAUAUCUUUCUCCAUUUAUUUAUGGUAUAAGUCAAAAAUGGGAAAGAAAAUGAGAAUGAUUUCCAGGAGGAGGCGGCAGAAUUUUCUAGCUGUGUGUCUGCUGUUUGUAAUGGGCGGCAGUGUUUACCUGGGUUUACCAGUCCAUACGAGUGCAAAAAGACUAUCUCCAACCAUGAGGAGACUACUUGGCAUCUUCCUCAAUGACCAUACUGAGAACCUUGGCUACGUGCUGGGUCUUCUGUCCUUCGCAAUUAGCUGGACUGCCAAGUUUCCCUUCGUCCUGAAAGCUAAUAGAGGAGAGCAGGGUUCUGCUGUGCAAGUGUCCUCUAGAGUUCUGUCUUCUGUUUCUGGAGCUCUUUAUGGCUCUGCCAUUCUUCUCUACGACACAGAGCUAAGAUCAGUUAUCAAAGCAAUGCCAUGGAUACUCUCUGCUAUCAGCUGUGCUGUUCUGGAUCUUUCUAUUGUGGUCGUCAUCUGUUUCAGAUCCAGCCAUAAACGCCCUUCUGUCCGGUCUUUAGACUCAGAUACUGAAUCUUUACUAGGUGACUCUUCUGUCAAAGAUCAGCUGUGCAACAACAACGUUGAAUGCUGCAGGAAGAAGCACCUCUCAGCAAGAGGCAUCUCUCCCAAAGGGACUGACAUGGGACUCUAUAUGGAUGUCAAUAUACAGCCAAUGAGGAAGGUUUGUUUAAAGGAGGUGACCAUCUCACGGGAUGGCUCAUCCGAGAGUCUUCCUCUGAAGAGGACUGUCAGGGUGGUGCGGGUUGAUGAACAGUGUUCAUCUGGUACCUCGACUGAUUCAUCCUCUAUCGGCUCAGAACUAGAGUGGGACUUUGAAGAAACAAAAACGCAAUGGAUCCCGGUAGAGGAAGCUCCUGAAGAUCUGCAGAAAGCAGAUGCGUUCCCUCUCCAGGAGUGGCCAGUGGGUUCGAUUUCGGAGUCAACCGGCAGACCUGGCUCUCGUAUUUGCUUCUGCAACCGCGCGCAGCUAGUGGAGAAGUUGAUAUCCAAAUAAUUAGAAAACUGAACCCCGUGCCACUAAGUUGAAUGAUCACGCAUUAAUUAUAUAACACUAUUUGAUUGUAAGUUUAAUAAAGCAGUGUAAAACUGGAUGUCAUGUUCGCAUACAGUGUAAAGCCAUCGUUUACAUCACCAACAAGGUUUUUAUGGAACUCGUUUGAUGAGGCAUAUUUUUGAGUUUACUUGAAAAGCAAAGGAGAUGACUGAUGAUGUCUCUCAAACCUCAGAGCUGGUCUGACUAUUGUUGCAGUACCAGCUUUAGAAGGCUGAUCUACCCUUGUAUAUUUCCCUCAUGGCAGCUAAGGCUCUCGGUACUUCCCUGUCAUUCAAGCUGAUGGCUUUUUCCAUUGUCGUCCCCUUUCCUCUCCAGAGUCAUGUCGCUGAUUAAUGGGAUGGCUCUGAAAACUUUAUCAGACCUGUCAUUUGCAUAGACGAUAGAGAACACUGACAAAUGAAGGGAGGUGUCACAUUGACUGCCCUAAUAAAAACAAUAUCACCAUUUUGCAGGCUCGCCAGGUCGGGAGGUCACUUCCUUUAUUUUGAUAGUUUCUGCUGGUUUAUUUGAGCUGGACUGGACAAGGCACAGCAGCCCGAGAUAGGGCGUAGACGAAACGGUGAGUGUUUUCAGCGUCCCUGCUGGUCACCAGACUCGGCCUGCCUUGGCUUGUGACUUUGCCUCCCAUGCUCUUUGUAUCUCAGUCAGUCGGGUUUAACAGAUGGAUAUUCAUUAGACUUCCUCAAACCAUGAUAGCAAGACAAUGCGUUGAUUAGAGUAUGUCAAGCAGAUGAGGACAUUUCUUGUUCUGGUGGCAUUGCGUUGGGGAUGUGAAUGUAUAGGCCCACACGGAAUCUGCAGAACUCUACGCAUUCCGUGUGUCUUGCAUAUUUGUUCAUUUUUAAUAGUUUCUAUAGAGACAGCUGUGUGUCCUGACUGUUAGUGUCAGUAUUUUAUCUUUUUACUUUUCCUUGCUGACUAAAUUAAAUUAAUAAAGUUAAUUUAAUUAUACUUUCAGCUACCAUUAA
Molecule: messenger RNA, 2961 nt
Organism: Ctenopharyngodon idella (grass carp)
Lineage: Eukaryota; Metazoa; Chordata; Actinopteri; Cypriniformes; Xenocyprididae
Gene: tmem44
Product: transmembrane protein 44
Exons: 9
Coding region: 593-1933 (446 amino acids)
Source: RefSeq, a predicted model, not a curated record